CUCGCCUCGUUUUAUCCCCUCUUUUAGCACGCGCUUUCGCCGCGCAGCCAAAAGCGGCGUCCCCGCUUUUAAGACCUCGCUGCUGGAACCGUUUACCACGGACUUCAAAACGUCUCCGCCCGUGACGCAUCCGAGAAGCAGCCGAGACUUUCCAGCGGUUGGCAGAAUAUUUGACCGACCAGCUUCGAGCAGAUAUGCCCGAGACAACGCAAGAGACGUGCACGUCGGCCAAAGACUCCCCGUUCUCCAUCAAAAACCUCCUAAACUGUGACAGCAAACCUUCCAAGCCGAAGCCCGUCUUGGCCUCCGUGAAACAAGCGGGACUGGAAGGCGGGUUCUCGCUCGCCCAGGUGGGGGACUUCAACUUUCCCCGCUUUGAUCUGCCGCACCAACGCUUCGCCCUGCCGGCUUACCUGGAACGCGCCUCCGCGUGGUGGUAUCCGUACGCACUCGGCGCCUCCGCGCAUCACCACAAAGCAGAAGCUGCAGAGAAAACAAGCGCGAGGGACUCCUCUCCAGCCUCGGACCGAGACUCCCCGGAGCUCGUGCUCAAAUCGGACCCGGACGCCAAAGAGGACGAGGAAGACGGCAAGAGCGGGGACGAGAUCGUUCUGGAAGAGAGCGACACGGACGAGGUCAAGAAGGACAGCGGGACAGAAGCGUGGAAGAGAAGCGACGACGGCGCCGAGAAGAAACCUUGCCGGAAAAAGAAGACGCGCACGGUGUUCUCGCGCAGUCAGGUGUUUCAGCUCGAGUCCACGUUCGACAUGAAGCGCUACCUCAGCAGCUCGGAGCGCGCGGGGCUGGCCGCCUCCCUUCACCUAACAGAGACGCAGGUGAAGAUCUGGUUCCAGAACCGCAGAAAUAAGUGGAAGCGACAGCUGGCUGCAGAACUGGAGGCGGCGAACCUGAGCCACGCGGCCGCGCAGCGGAUUGUCCGGGUGCCCAUCCUGUACCACGAGAGCUCGGCCUCCGAAAGCAGCAGCGCGCCGAGCAACGUGCCCGUAAGCCAGCCGCUUCUCACGUUUCCUCACCCGGUCUACUACUCACACCCCGUCGUCAACUCCGUGCCGCUCUUAAGGCCGGUUUGAGGAAGCAAUAGAUGUCUUUUUUUUUUCUAUUUUGUAACUCAGUACGAUGUUACAGAGACUGCAGAAGAAAAAAAAAAAUAAAAAGGAAGAAAACUAGAGGAAGCUAUUUUU
Molecule: messenger RNA, 1202 nt
Organism: Electrophorus electricus (electric eel)
Lineage: Eukaryota; Metazoa; Chordata; Actinopteri; Gymnotiformes; Gymnotidae
Gene: hmx3a
Product: H6 family homeobox 3a
Biological process (GO): regulation of transcription by RNA polymerase II
Cellular component (GO): nucleus
Molecular function (GO): RNA polymerase II transcription regulatory region sequence-specific DNA binding; DNA-binding transcription factor activity, RNA polymerase II-specific
Source: RefSeq, a predicted model, not a curated record